AUGGAAAUACCUUGGUACAUUUAUCUAAUCAUUGUCAUCUUGCAAUUUCUCUCUGCUAUGUUCAACGGUCUCAAUAUUGGACUCAUGGGACUAGAUACCAGAUAUCUCGAACUUAUGACUCAAGGUCCCUUCGAAACUAAAGAAGAUGAAAAAAAUGCAGUUUAUGCUAAGAAGAUCUUCCCAUUGAGAAGAAGAGGAAACUAGCUACUAACUACUAUUCUUUUAGGAUGUGCCUCAACUAAUGCAAUUAUAUCUGUGCUAAUGGCAGAGAUAGAAGGAGAUAUCAAGGGGUUUCUGAUAUCAACUUCAAUCAUUACAAUAUUCGGUGAGAUCUUACCUCAGGCUUUAUCUAACAAGUAUAGUUUAUAGAUCAGCACAUUUUUGAGGUGGCCGACCUACUUCUUUUACUAUGUCACAUUCCUCUUUGCAUAUCCUAUUGGGGCAAUUCUUGAUAAAAUUCUAGGUGAGGAAGCUGGAAAUGUGCUGAGCAAAAAUCAAAUGAAAAGAAUGUUUGAAUAGUAUGAAAAGUCCUAGUUAUUGAAACCCUAGGAAAGAAAGAUACUAUCUGCUGUUUUGGAACUUAAGACAAAGGGAAUAGGUCAAGUUAUGACUCCAAUAGACAAAGCUUUCAUGAUUGACAUCAAUGCCAAUCUAAACCAGCACCUUCUAAAAAAGAUUUACAGCGAGGGUUAUUCAAGAAUACCUGUUUAUGAGGGAGAGAGAGAAAAUAUUGUGGGUUUACUGAUGACUAGAGAUCUGGUGCUGAUAAAUCUUGAAAACACAAUAGUCACGAUUAAGCAGCUCUCUAGCAUAUUACUUAGAGAUAUAAUAGCCAUUGAUGUCGAAACUAAGCUAGAACCGGUAUUGAGUUACUUUAAAGAAAAUAAUACACAUAUGGGAUUAGUAACUACGAAAUCCAAAGAAAUUGGUAGUGAACUGACUCUUAAGAACAUAGGAAUAGUAACUAUAGAGGAUAUAGUUGAAGAAAUUCUAUAAGAAGAAAUUGAAGAUGAGAGAGAGACUCAAAAUCUCAAAGGAGAAAGGAAGUUGCUAAAGAACAGACUAAUUUACCUUUUUACUGAUCAUAAAGCAAAAAAUCAGCUCAAUGAUGCUGAAAUCAUUGCCAUUUGUGAAUUUUUACAGUUAAAAGUAGAUAGCUUUCACUCUUCAAUUCUCGAUAAAGAACAGCUUUACCUUUUGAUCAGAAAUUGUGAUGUUGUAGAUAUUGAGAGUGAUUCAAACCCUUUUUCUCAUAUAAUCAAUGAGACCAACUACUUUACAAGAAAUUAGCUCACAUACCUUAAUGAGUACCAAAAUAUGGAUCAAAUGCAAUUCGACAAGCAUCUGUAGAAAAAGGAGACAGCGAAGGGGCAAGGCUAACUCAAGAAUUCCAUAGGAACUUCACCCUACAAUACUGACGCCUAAACUCCAUUCUAGAAUAAUGUUGAGGAAAUUGAACUUGACGAUCAAAUGAGGUAGUAAUAGUAAUAAGAUGAUGAUAAUUCUAAGCUCCUUUCAAGCAGAGGAGAAGGUGGAGAACUAAAUACAGGCAACUUAGAUGAAGAAGAAGUGCCUGAGGAGAAUAAGCCACUAAAUGAUAGCAUAAUGGGAUCUAUUGAAUUCAAGAGAAAACUUCAAUAAAACAUCGAUCCAAUACUCUUUGUUAGAGGUAUUCCUACUACAGAUUUUUAUCUAAUCCUGCAAGGAGAUGUUCUUGUUUGCUCAGGAUCAGAAGGAUUUUUCAUUAAGCUAAGCUCUUACGAUUAUCUAGGACUCAAAGCACUCUAGGAGCAAGUGUAUAAACCGGAUUUCUCAGCUAAGGUUUUAAAUCAAGCCAAACUUUUAAAGAUCAAUCAAUCUUAGUAUAAUCAAUUCAUUAGGAAUUCUAAAUAAUCCAAGAAUUAGGAAUUAAUGAUUUCAGAUAAGUAAGAUAUUCAACUAUAAUGA
This is a messenger RNA of Stylonychia lemnae, 1947 nucleotides long. The record is from the annotation of a GenBank genome assembly. NCBI's taxonomy places the organism in Eukaryota, Ciliophora, Spirotrichea, Sporadotrichida, Oxytrichidae.